Messenger RNA from Aspergillus clavatus NRRL 1, 1350 nucleotides. Its product is annotated as proline iminopeptidase. Gene Ontology annotation, biological process: proteolysis. Gene Ontology annotation, molecular function: peptidase activity. The coding region runs from base 1 to 1350 and encodes 449 amino acids. The record is from RefSeq and is a predicted model, not a curated record. The transcript is spliced from 9 exons. NCBI's taxonomy places the organism in Eukaryota, Fungi, Ascomycota, Eurotiomycetes, Eurotiales, Aspergillaceae.
AUGACGAUGGCUGCAAAAUUGAUUGAUAGGAAAUUUCACAAUGUACCCGGGAGGCUUCGUGUGGCAGAAUUGCUCUUCGAUGUGCCUGUGAACUACAACAAGCCGAGUGAUGGCAAUUUGAAGCUUUUUGCUCGGAGUGUACGUCGCUUGGAGACUCCAGUCGAGCCUGCAAAAGGUGAGAAGCAGCUCCCCUGGUUGGUUUACCUUCAAGGAGGGCCAGGGAUGGGGUGUCGGCCUCCGCAGGAAUAUGGCUGGGUUGGAACCGCGCUUGACAAGGGCUACCAGGUAUUAUUCCUAGACCAGCGUGGCACUGGCAUGAGCUCGACCAUAACGGCAGGGACACUCGCCCUUCAAGGCAACGCAGUGAAGCAGGCCGAAUACCUGAAGCAAUUCCGCGCGGACAACAUUGUCCGGGACUGUGAAGCUGUUCGUCGUUGUCUCACCACUGACUACCCUGAGGAUCAGCGCAAGUGGAGCAUCAUCGGCCAGAGUUUCGGUGGAUUCUGUGCUGUGACUUAUCUGUCACUGUUCCCCGAAGGACUGACAGAGGCCUUCAUCUGUGGAGGACUUCCUCCUCUUGUUGACGGGCCGGAUCCAGUUUACCAGCGCACUUAUGAGAAGGUCAUUGAAAGAAAUGAUGCUUAUUAUAACAAGUUUCCCGAAGAUGUGGAUCGGGUGAAGCGGCUGGUUCAGUACCUGAAAGAUAACCACGUCACCGUGUCAUCUGGAGUCCUGACUCCAGAGCGAGUGCAGCAGUUGGGCAUCAUGUUUGGGAUGCAUGGUGGUCUCGAUGCUGUCCAUGACCUUGUGUUACGUGCUUCGAAUGAUCUAGAUAUCUUUGGCUUCCUUACGCAUCCAACAGUGACCGCGUUCGAUAGCUACGGCGGCUUCGAUAGCAACAUCAUCUACGCUAUUCUCCACGAAGCAAUUUAUUGCCAGGGACAAUCUUCGAACUGGUCCGCUGAUAGACUGCGUUCAGCCGAUGCUCAAUUCAAUAUUGACGACGAGCAGACAAGGAUACUUUUCACUGGGGAAAUGAUCUUUAAAGACAUGUUCGAAUCAUACGACGAGCUGAAGCAGGUCAAGGAAACUGCAGAAAUCCUUGCCUCGACGGCUGAAUGGCCCAAGCUCUACGACGGGGCACAGCUUGCAAAGAACGAAGUUCCCGUUUACGCAGCGACAUAUGUGGAGGACAUGUACGUGCAUUUUGACCUUGCCUCCAAGACUGCUGCGAAGAUCAAGGGCGCCAAGCAAUUUGUUACAAAUGUCAUGUAUCAUAAUGCCAUCCGAAGCAAGUCAGAUGAGCUUAUGCAGCAGCUCUUCGCGCUGCGGGAUGACACGAUAGACUAA